GUAAACAAAAAAGACGCGCCCGCUUCGAACGAAUCCCAAAAAGAUAAAAUAAACCCGAGAAAUUGAGAAUAUUCUGUGCAAAAUUCUCUAAAAAACCUCGCUCCAGGCGAUUUCGCUAUGGCGGACGUGCGAGAUAUUCUGGAAUUGGAGCGCCCGGUGACGCCGGAGUUAACGAAAGAAUCGCUGCUCAACUCCAAGAAGCGGAAUGUUUACGAAAGGAAAAUCGUUGCAAAGCGUCCGGAGGGCAUGCACAGGGAGGUGUUUGCGCUGCUUUACAACGAUAACAAAGAUGCGCCACCGCUGCUACCGACGGACAAUGUGUCCUGCUACAAACAGACGAAGGCCCGGCUGGGCAUGAAGAAGGUGCGCCGCUGGGAGUGGGCACCUUUCGUUAAUCCGGCGCGCACGGAUGGAGCCGUGUUUCACCAUUGGAAGCGCGCCUCGGAAGAGCAGAAGGAAUAUCCGUUCGCCAAGUUCAACAAGCAGCUGGACAUACCGUCGUAUACGCUGAACGAGUACAAUGCUCACCUGAAGACGAACCCGAGCAAGUGGACUAAACAGCAGACUGACCAUCUAUUUGAUUUAGCUAAACGCUUCGACGUUCGGUUCAUCAUCAUGUGUGAUCGGUGGGAACGUGCCAACUAUGGUAUCAAAUCGGUGGAAGACCUGAAGGAACGGUACUACGAGGUCGUUGGCAUUCUUAACAAGGUGCGCAACAACGCAUCGGAGAAGAAAAUCUUUGUGUUCGAUGCAGAGCAUGAGCGAAGGCGUAAGGAGCAGCUGAAGAAACUGUUUGACCGCACCACGAAACAGGUUGAGGAAGAGCAGAUGCUGUUGAACGAGCUGAAGAAGAUCGAAGCCCGAAAGAAGGAACGCGAGCGCAAAACGCAAGAUCUACAGAAACUAAUCUCGCAGGCGGACCAGCAGCAGACCGAACACCAUCAGAAGGAGCAGCAGCAGCAGAGCCAACAGGCGCAGAACACGUCGCACAAGAAGCAGGACAAAAAGUUGAACAAAAAGAAGAUUCAACAGCAACCGCGCACCUCCAAGGUGGACUCGGUGGUGAGCGCGGUCGAAAGCGCGGGCAUCAAGUUCACCGAUCUCCGAGGCACCGGGGUGUCGCUGCGGUCACAGAAAAUGAAACUGCCGGCCAAUGUUGGUCAGAAGAAGGCGAAAGCACUCGAACAGGUGCUACAGGAGUUCAAGGUGGAUCCGAAUCCACCGCCAAUCGAGGACAUUUGUGUGGCUUUCAAUGAGCUACGCUCCGAUAUGGUACUUCUGUGUGAACUGAGGACCGCUCUGGCCACCUGUACCUUUGAGCUCGAAAGCUUGAAGCACCAGUACGAGGCCCUAUGCCCAGGUAAAACGCUCAACAUUCCGGCGGCCCUGGUGAACCCCGUGACAGACGAUACGAUGGUGGGUAUGGACGAUAGUAUGUCGAUGAUGUAAUGCAACAAAUACAAUCUAAUAAAUAUGAAUAUAACAAGUAU
This is a messenger RNA of Anopheles darlingi, 1490 nucleotides long. It is a transcript of the gene DMAP1, whose product is annotated as DNA methyltransferase 1-associated protein 1. Gene Ontology annotation, cellular component: NuA4 histone acetyltransferase complex; Swr1 complex; nucleus. The transcript has 2 exons. Gene Ontology annotation, biological process: negative regulation of transcription by RNA polymerase II; chromatin remodeling; DNA repair. Gene Ontology annotation, molecular function: transcription corepressor activity. The coding region runs from base 118 to 1449 and encodes 443 amino acids. Lineage: Eukaryota; Metazoa; Arthropoda; Insecta; Diptera; Culicidae. The record is from RefSeq and is a predicted model, not a curated record.